This is a messenger RNA of Symbiodinium sp. CCMP2456, 852 nucleotides long. The record is from the annotation of a GenBank genome assembly. NCBI's taxonomy places the organism in Eukaryota, Dinophyceae, Suessiales, Symbiodiniaceae.
AUGCUGGAAAGGCCCAUCCUCGAGCGGCUCGCGAACCGGAAGCCUAGCAAAGCAGGUCCGGGGCGGAGCCUUGUCUCCACGAUGCUCGAGAAGCAGUACCGCAUGCAUGACACCAUCUGCUCAUUUCCGUCCAGGCACUUCUACGACAAUCGCCUCCAAAACGCCCAGGGCAUGUCGCUGAAACCGCCCGUGCCGAGCGUGUGGCCGAGCAAAACCGAUCGAGUCGUGUGGUUUGAUUGCUCCCAUCCGCAUAGCAUGGGCAGCGUGAUCACUGUGGGAAGCUCCCGCUCUCUGAACAUGACCGUUCUGGAGAACAACACUUCCUUGCAGAAUGAGGGCGAGGCGGAUAUGAUCGUCAAGGUGUACAAGAAGCUCAUGGAGAGUGGCCACUGCCGGGCUGAUGAUGUGGCAAUCAUCACCCCGUACAAGGCCCAAGAGCAGCACAUCCAGCGGAAGUUGAAGGAGCUUCCAGGGAAGCUUGGGAAAUCUGCGGGGAUGACGGCCGUGGGGACGGUUUUCAGCAUGCAAGGCUCGGAGCGUCACUACAUCCUCCUCAGCUUCGUGCGGAGCGUUGCCGAAGGUUGGGCUUUGAACCACCUCUCGAUGCAAGGCUCCGCCAACGAGCUGCGCGUGGCGGUGUCGCAGCAGAGCCCGGGUCUGCGGCAAACCUUCGAGAGCCACAUCGGAAUCGCGGGGAAGGCUACUCUGCUCAACGUCGCGCUCACCCGAGCGAAAAGUGGACUUGUCAUCGUGGCGAAUCGGACCGUAUUGAGUGAGGGCUCAGAGGAUUUUUACCAACUAGCUGCUGAUUUAGAUGAGCGGGGAUGCUUCGUUCCCGAGGGCUGCUUUUGA